AUGGCUUUCUCUGAGUUUUCUGCAUCUUUGCAUGCAAGAAAUAUAAUGAAAGAUGGUUCCUAUGCUCCAGCAACAGCUACAGCAUGUGCACUCAUUGUUUUCUUGUGGGUUUUGCACAGAUUUAGCGUGCAAAGGAAGAAUACAUUGGGAUUCAGAUUGCCCCCGGGUCCGUUUGCAUGGCCCAUUAUUGGAAAUCUGAACCAGCUGAAAAGGCUUCCUCAUCGUGAUCUUCAUGAACUUGGUAAGAAAUAUGGGCCUAUUAUGAUGCUGAAAUUGGGUUCUGUUCCCACUGUUGUGGUUUCUUCUUCGGCCAUGGCCAAGGAGUUCUUGAAAACCCACGAUAAGGUUUUUGCCAGCCGACCUCGUACUGCUGCAGGAAAAUAUAUUGGCUAUAAUUUCAAAGAUCUGAUUUUGUCUCCUUACGGAUGUAUACGAGAGGAAGAAAUGCUUUUGGCUAUUCGUUCAGUGUGGGAGAUGUCUGGGCAGGGUAAGAAGCCUGUUAAUCUCACCAACUUGUUUUCAUCGUUUGUGCAAGCAGUCAUGUGGCGUAUCCUUGCCGAUACCAAAUUUUCUUUUAAUGGCGACACUCAUCUUGGUGGUCAUGGCGAAGAGGUAAAGAAGAUGGCAUCUGAGGUGGCAGCUACAGUAGGAGCUGUCAAUAUUGGGGACUUCAUUCCUUACUUCGACUGGUUGGACUUGCAAGGAGUAAAGCGACGCAUGAAAAAGGUACACGAGUCAUUCGACCAAGUGAUAAGUAAAAUAAUAGAGGAGCACCAGCAGCGCAGGAGGGAGUUCCGAAAGGAGUCUGAUACUAAGGACAUCAUUGACGUGCUCUUGGAAAUGGAGAGUCUCGAUGGAAGGGAAAUCACAGAGGAAAACAUUAAAGCCAUUGUUUUUGUACGUAUUUACCUCUUGUUUAUGACAGAAUCUCAAUCUGGUUGUUUUUUAAUCAAUUUGAUAUGUAGUUCUUUUCUUUCUCGAUCUAACAAGGCUGAAUAA
Molecule: messenger RNA, 999 nt
Organism: Cryptomeria japonica (Japanese cedar)
Lineage: Eukaryota; Viridiplantae; Streptophyta; Pinopsida; Cupressales; Cupressaceae
Product: cytochrome P450 750A1-like
Exons: 2
Coding region: 1-999 (332 amino acids)
Molecular function (GO): oxidoreductase activity, acting on paired donors, with incorporation or reduction of molecular oxygen; heme binding; monooxygenase activity
Source: RefSeq, a predicted model, not a curated record